This is a messenger RNA of Protopolystoma xenopodis, 675 nucleotides long. Lineage: Eukaryota; Metazoa; Platyhelminthes; Monogenea; Polystomatidea; Polystomatidae. The record is from the annotation of a GenBank genome assembly.
AAAAACCACUCUGAAUAUCUUAGCAUUGUUGAUGAUUUAAAAGAAAAGCAGUCAGUGUGUUUCAAGAGUAUCAAACACGAAAAGAACUAUGCUAAAAUAAUUCGCGAUGAAAUAAAGAAGUAUUUAGUCUUUUUAUACAUAUAUUUUGAAAGUUUUUCAAAGACAGCAUCAUUUGAAGAAACUAAGCGUCUAAACGAAAUGUUAUCUGAAUUGGAUUGGAACGAAUUUAUUACAAAGGAUAUGUAUGAUUCGCUCCCAAAUAGUAGCGGCUUGUACCUUAAAAUAGUCCUGGGCCACGUAAAUGUAUCCCUUACCAACAAACAAGAUAGAUACCUCUACAAACAUGACUACGAAAGAUUCAAGAUUAUUAUUUCAGCAAUCUCUGCUACCCUGUCCUUCCUUUUGUAUUUUUUUAUUCAUAGCAGAGUGAUGGAUACCGCCUUUCACUUUCUUCUUGUAUGGUAUUAUUGUACACUCACUAUUCGUGAACAAAUACUUAUAGUAAAUGGAUCCAGGAUAAAAGGUUGGUGGGUUACUGCCCAUUUUAUUUCGACGGCGGCCUAUGCAAUUAUGCUCAUAUGGUAUGCACUUUUUGUCUUAAUUCCUCGUCCUUAUUCAUUGCUCUCCUUUUAUUUUCGUUUCGGCUUGUUUAAUUUGUUUAAUAGUUGCCAAUAG